AUGAAGCUAUCUUUUGCUGCAAUCCUACUGGGUGCUUUGCCUAUGGUGCUGGCUGCCAAAGUGCUCAAGUCUGUCAUCGUGACUUUCCCUAAGGGCACGCCUGACUCGGUCGUUACGCGGGCCAAAGAUUCUCUGGUGGCUUCUGGUGGUGUAAUCACUCAUGAAUACCAUUUGAUCAAGUAUGGCCCCUGUUGGUUCUCGCGACUCUUGCGAUCCUUACAACCUUUGCAACUUCUAUCAAUAUCAUUGAAAUCUAACCAUACAUCUAGUGGUUUCGCUGCCGAGGCCCCCGUGAACGCUCUCCAGAGCCUCACAACACAAGACACCCGUUAUCAGCCGGACAUUGAAGAAGAUAAGAUUGUGACUGCAAACGGGGACUACGUUGGCGAUGUUGGAGCAUUUUAA
This is a messenger RNA of Penicillium antarcticum, 405 nucleotides long. RefSeq lists its product as uncharacterized. The transcript is spliced from 3 exons. The coding region runs from base 1 to 405 and encodes 134 amino acids. The record is from RefSeq and is a predicted model, not a curated record. Lineage: Eukaryota; Fungi; Ascomycota; Eurotiomycetes; Eurotiales; Aspergillaceae.